CUCUUCCCGGUGGCCUUUGCGGUUCCAACAUGGCGGAGCUGACGGUGGAGGUUCGCGGCUCCAACGGGGCUUUCUACAAGGUGGAUUCUUUACCACAGAGCCACUAGGGAAGACCCUGAAUGUUUUUUUAAGUUUCUGUUUCCCUCUUUAUAAGGGAUUUAUCAAAGAUGUUCAUGAAGACUCCCUCACAGUUGUUUUUGAGAACAAUUGGCAACCAGAACGCCAGGUUCCAUUCAAUGAAGUUAGAUUACCACCACCACCUGAUAUAAAAAAAGAAAUUAGUGAAGGAGAUGAAGUAGAGGUAUAUUCAAGAGCAAAUGAUCAAGAACCAUGUGGAUGGUGGUUAGCUAAAGUUCGAAUGAUGAAAGGAGAAUUUUAUGUCAUUGAAUAUGCUGCUUGUGAUGCCACUUACAAUGAAAUAGUCACAUUUGAACGACUUCGGCCUGUCAAUCAAAAUAAAACUGUCAAAAAAAAUACCUUCUUUAAAUGCACAGUGGAUGUUCCUGAGGAUUUGAGAGAGGCGUGUGCUAAUGAGAAUGCACAUAAAGAUUUUAAGAAAGCAGUAGGAGCAUGCAGAAUUUUUUACCAUCCAGAAACAACACAGCUAAUGAUACUGUCUGCCAGUGAAGCAACUGUGAAGAGAGUAAAUAUUUUGAGUGACAUGCACUUGCGAAGUAUUCGUACAAAAUUGAUGCUUAUGUCCAGAAAUGAAGAGGCCACUAAGCAUUUAGAAUGCACAAAGCAACUUGCAGCAGCUUUUCAUGAGGAAUUUGUUGUGAGAGAAGAUUUGAUGGGCCUGGCGAUAGGAACACACGGUAGUAACAUACAGCAAGCUAGAAAGGUUCCUGGAGUUACAGCUAUUGAGCUAGAUGAAGAUACUGGAACAUUUAGAAUCUACGGAGAGAGUGCUGAUGCUGUAAAAAAGGCUAGAGGUUUCUUGGAAUUUGUGGAGGAUUUUAUUCAGGUUCCUAGGAAUCUUGUUGGAAAAGUAAUUGGGAAAAAUGGCAAAGUUAUUCAAGAAAUAGUAGACAAAUCUGGUGUGGUUCGGGUGAGAAUUGAAGGAGACAAUGAAAAUAAACUACCUAGAGAAGAUGGAAUGGUUCCAUUUGUAUUUGUUGGCACUAAAGAAAGCAUUGGAAAUGUGCAAGUGCUUUUAGAGUAUCAUAUUGCUUAUCUAAAGGAAGUAGAACAGCUAAGAAUGGAACGACUACAGAUUGAUGAACAACUUCGACAGAUUGGUAUGGGUUUCAGACCUUCUUCCACCAGAGGGCCUGAAAAAGAGAAAGGAUAUGCCACUGAUGAAAGUACCGUCUCUUCUGUACAAGGUUCUAGGUCUUAUAGUGGAAGAGGCAGAGGUCGUCGGGGCCCUAAUUACACCUCCGGUUAUGGUACAAACUCUGAGCUGUCUAACCCAUCUGAAACUGAAUCUGAGCGUAAAGACGAGCUGAGUGAUUGGUCACUGGCGGGAGAAGAUGACCGAGAGAGUCGGCAUCAGCGUGACAGCAGGAGACGCCCAGGAGGAAGAGGCAGAAGUGUUUCAGGGGGUCGAGGUCGUGGUGGACCACGUGGUGGCAAAUCUUCCAUCAGUUCUGUGCUCAAAGAUCCAGACAGCAAUCCAUACAGCUUACUUGAUAAUACAGAAUCAGAUCAGACUGCAGACACUGAUGCCAGCGAAUCUCAUCACAGUACUAACCGUCGUAGGCGGUCUCGUAGACGAAGGACUGAUGAAGAUGCUGUUCUGAUGGAUGGGAUGACUGAAUCCGAUACAGCUUCAGUUAAUGAAAAUGGGCUAGUCACAGUUGCAGAUUAUAUUUCUAGAGCUGAGUCUCAGAGCAGACAAAGAAACCUCCCAAGGGAAACUUUGGCUAAAAACAAGAAAGAAAUGGCAAAAGAUGUGAUUGAAGAGCAUGGUCCUUCAGAAAAGGCAAUAAAUGGCCCAACUAGUGCUUCUGGCGAUGAAAUUUCUAAGCUACAGCGUACUCCAGGAGAAGAAAAGAUUAAUACCUUAAAAGAAGAAAAUACUCAAGACGCAGCAGUCCUGAAUGGUGUUUCAUAAACUGAAGAAGUUCCUAGUUUACAGUUCUUUUACAUUACAUUUUACAAUAGUGCUUGUACAAGCUUGCCAAAGAUAGAAUAUGGAUCGCCAGUCUUUCCAUCGCACUUUCAGUUCCUCCAUUUGGAAUUCAGAAAGGGGAGGGAUCCUGAAGAAAUCAUAUGUUAAACAUACUUUGACACCUACUGUGUUAUAUAUCAUCAGAUGUGCCUUGAGAAUAGUAUAUGUAACAUUAAAAAAAGUUGCUGGCUAUAGGAAAUGUUAUUUUGUUUUCAAAAUAUGGCAGAGAUGGGGGGAGGUGGGUGGGGUGGGAUCCCUAACCUAAUAUUCUUUAUGAAAGCAUUAGCUGCUUUUGUUACAUUUUUAAUAAUAUGCAACCACUUCUUCACCUGAGGAAAACUAGAAUGAAAUGCAGUCUAAGAUAUUUUGCACUGAAUUGUAAUUUCUUCAUUAGUUUUAGUCUGGAAACUGGUCUGUUUUAAUGUGUUUUAAAAAUGCUGUAUUGUAGAGGAAAAUCUGCAGACCACUGGAAUACAUUUGUUAAACACUCAUCUGCAGGGACACUGGGUGUUAUUGGCAGUGACUGUUCUACAUUGAGGCUUUGUUUGGUUUAUUUAUUAAAGUGUACAGUAUUUAAAAAAUCAAACAUAGCUUUAGUUAAAACACUAAACUGAAUUAGUCAUGUCCAUUCAGACAUAACCUGAACUACUGAAAAGAUCAAUUUCCAGAAGGUUUAUUCUGUAUAAACUACAUGUUAGUCUUCAGUAGAGUAUCUUUUCUUUUUUCUCCCUUUUUUCUUUUUUUUUUUUUUUUUGGUUUUGAUUGUUUGAUGUGCAAUAUGUUUUUGUAUGCAGGUAGUAAAUAAACUUUUGAUCUUCCAUUUGCUGAUUUUUAACUUUCUACUUUUUAAACAAACUGUUGAAAAGUAGUUGGACCUACCUAAAGGCCUAGAGUAGUAUUCUGAUUGCUUUUUAAGAUGCAUUUAAACUUGUUCAUAAAUAGUAUUAAAAUAUUAAUUGUCAUUUUGUAAUGAAUCCUCUGAAGUCUUAGUACUUAAAAAUUUAGUAUGUUAGAAUAGAAUGGUUUAGGGAAUUGGUCUCAGAGAUUUGAUAUUAGGAAAGUCUUUGUAACAAAAUUCUAGUCAUAGGCAACUUUUGGAAGGCAGUGAGGUAAAAUCCAGAAUUUUACUUUUGCCUUUGAUUCUUCAUUAUUUUUAUAAAGUAUAAUGAACAGUUUUUAAAUAAGAAAUGUCACUGAUUUUUGGUUUUCAAGGUAAUAACUUUAAAGGUUCUCAUAUUAAUGAUUGGAUUGUUUUGUAAAUAUUUUGUCCAGAUGGCUUAAUGUUAGGAAUAUACAAACUUUUACACAAAGUAAAAGUUCGCAAGUUUGAUGAUAAUGUGGAUUUGUGGGAGGGUUUUGCUCCACAAUAUUACAUAAAGACUACUGAGCAAGAAGAGGGAGCCCUUUUGUUCACUUGGGAUCUGAGAAGUAUUUUUAUGUGCAUAACUUUUGUUAAUUUGUUAUGUGCAUUAAAAAAAACUUAAGUGAUUUUACAACUGAAGGAUAAUUCAGGGUGUAGCUAAAAAUAUUUGUCAGGUCAGUGUAUAUAAACCUUAGCCCUCAGAUUUAUUACUGGUGAGGUUAAGCUGUGAUAAUAUCAAAUGCUUUUUCCUAAAACCCUAAUAAUGGAAAAUUUUAAAGUAAGGUGUAGUGUGAACAGUGCAGUCUUUGGACUUUAAAAACAAGUAACACUUUUGGCUUUUUUAUUCUUCUCUUCAAUAGUAGAAUUAUAAAUUGAGGUAUGGGAAUUUUCAGUAAUCUCCAAAUUGGUAAAUAUGGCAAAAAGAAAAUGAUUUUUCAUUUUCUUCCAGGUAGUAGAAUCUAUUCAUGAAAAUCCUCCUUGUUCUGUAAAGACUGGUUCAAUGAGAAAGGAAGAAACACAAAAUCAUCUUAAAAGUGGAGUUAGCCCAAGGAAUUUUUUAGAACUGACAACCGUAUUCUAGGAUAUAAAUAUUAAGAUUUCAUUUUUUUACAAAUGACUAAUCCCAAUAUCCUUUAAAAAUACAUACUAUAGCAUCAUGAUAGGCUCUUUUUUUAAAAUACCAUAUGCUCAGAUUUAGAAGUGAAAAGCCCAGUCCCCAAAGGUAACUAUUCUUUAUAGAGGUAGCCUUCCAAACUUUGAGAGAGGUGCAUCUUUUUUGGCUAUUAGUUACAUGAAAUGUUGCUAUGGGAGAAUUUGCCAGCCUCUGUGACCCCCUCCCAUCCCCCCACCAAUUCUCUGCAAGAGAAUUCUCACCAACUUUCUCUGCAGGUUAAAUACUGUUUUAGCAUAUAUAUAUAUAUAUAUAUAUAUAUAUAUAUAUAUAUAUAUGUAUAUAAUUAUAUAUGAUAUCUGAACUAAAUUACAAAUUAAGAGGUGAGAUUACAUGGGUGUAAAAAUGAUCAUUUCCUGAAACUUGGGAUGCCUUAGGCCUCUCGUUGACAGGUCAGUCAUUGUUGGUAAAAUUAUAGUAGGGAUACAUAAAAGUCUUAAGUAGUUACUGUAUUUUUAUGUGAAGGUGAGAGAAAGAAUAUCAAAGUAGUGAGUUCAAACCACUGAGACACUGCUUAGGACCACGCUGAGGAAGAUUGCUUAAGUAAAUAGUCUUUAAAAAGCAAGUAUAGAUAUAUACAGGUAAGCAAAAUAAUUAAACAGGAAAACACUAAGCUGGUGUUUUACUCUUUUUUUCUGGUCAGUCAUUCUUUUGUGGCUAGGAUCCAUCACCUUGGAAGUAUUUUUGUAGCUACUGUUUGCUAUAAGUUUGGUGUUUAACCUGAGAAUGGUCUGCAAAGUUGGUAUGUUAAUUUAACAUUACUGUAAACAGAUUGACUUUUGAGGUUGAAACCAACUAGUCAGUAUUCUUAUAGGCUGUGCCUACAGUGAGCUUAGUUUACUAAAGACAGGUGGAUGGAAUACUAGUUACAUAAUGCAGUUAAGUCCUAUGUCAGAUGAUUGGUCAUUAUUGGAAACGAGUAAAGGAAAAUUACUUAUGUUUUUUAAGUUUCCAGGAACUUCGAUUUGAACUAGAUCUAUGGGUUUAGCAGUAUUCCAGAAGGUAGCAAGUAGAGUGUUCAUUGUAAAGUCUCAUUCAGUCUUCCUAUCUUUGCUAUUUAUAGUUUGGAUCCCUUGUACCCUUUAUAGGGAUACCUGAUAUAGUGAAUUUGCUGACCCCUUAGUUUUAAGUUUUAGUUUCUUAUUAAGGAUGCUUGAAUGUGUAAUAGUCACUUAUAACCCAUAAUUAACCUAUGAUAGCAUUUGGGUUUAAUUUCAGAGGACUCUUGGAAUAAAGCAAUAACUGCAUUCUGCUAUAGUAAAACUUUUUGCAAGUGGUGGUAAUUUGAAACUGUGUUCAGCUGCUGGUUGAAAAUGUCAGUUAUGCUGAAACAUAGGAAAUUGCCAACAGCUGACCACUUCUGACCCACAAAAGCGACAAUUUCUUAUGGUUCAACCUAAUAAUAAUACGUUUUAAGGUAUAAUCACUUACUUUGGACAUCCAAGCAGUGAAUCUUUCUGAGUCUAACUAUCCAGAAAACCCCUAAUUACUGGAUGAGGGAGGUGCAUACUUUGUAAGGGAGAUACAAUUUUGUAAAAAAUGGUUUGUCAGUGGACCACUUUAGAUUCAGAUUCAUCUGUAUCUUCUAUAUUAAUGUUUCAGGUACUGAAGUACAGAAUUGGGAGUCACUGUCUUAGUUGUACUACCCUUUUCUAUAUUCUGUUUUAUCCAACUAGAUCCUAUACGGGCCUUUCUAAUAUAACUUGGUUCUAGUCAUAUGUUAGAUACUGUGUGACACUUAACCAUAGUCCUAUGUACUCUAAAAGAGUAUGCUGAAUUAAAAUGUGUUUGUUUUAUAUAUGUAUCUAUCCCAGGCAUUUCCAGCUAUGUUGUAUGCAAUCUAAAAAUAAAGGGCAAAAUUAUUUUUUA
Messenger RNA from Dama dama (fallow deer), 6015 nucleotides. RefSeq names its product FMR1 autosomal homolog 1 (gene FXR1). The transcript has 17 exons. Bases 359 to 2056 code for a protein of 565 amino acids. Gene Ontology annotation, cellular component: neuronal ribonucleoprotein granule; dendritic spine; growth cone. Gene Ontology annotation, biological process: DNA damage response; regulation of translation at postsynapse, modulating synaptic transmission; negative regulation of translation. NCBI's taxonomy places the organism in Eukaryota, Metazoa, Chordata, Mammalia, Artiodactyla, Cervidae. The record is from RefSeq and is a predicted model, not a curated record. Gene Ontology annotation, molecular function: mRNA 3'-UTR binding; translation regulator activity; protein homodimerization activity.